Messenger RNA from Hippocampus comes (tiger tail seahorse), 1037 nucleotides. Its product is annotated as polyhomeotic-like protein 2. Gene Ontology annotation, biological process: negative regulation of DNA-templated transcription. The record is from RefSeq and is a predicted model, not a curated record. Gene Ontology annotation, cellular component: nucleus; PRC1 complex. Gene Ontology annotation, molecular function: chromatin binding; histone binding. The coding region runs from base 1 to 636 and encodes 211 amino acids. The transcript has 4 exons. Lineage: Eukaryota; Metazoa; Chordata; Actinopteri; Syngnathiformes; Syngnathidae.
AUGGUUAAGUUGUGCUGUGGUGGAAUGAACUUCCAGGGAAGCAUUUGUUACUGUCAUACUGGUGAUGAAACUGUGCCACAUGAGAACUCAACACCUGGAAAUCUAGCAAUCGCGUUUGAUUUAUUGGUCAAAACUUCAGCCAAGUGUUUUUUUUUUGUUCCAAGAUACAAUGUAGGAUGCACAAAAAGAAUCGGCCUCUUCCCAAUCCGUAAAUCCACCCUGGAGGACACGAAAAAACAAAAAGGACUGAAUGAAAACCCCCAAAACUCGAGUUUGGAGUUAAAAGACAAGACAUCUUCCUGCGUUCGGAAGUCAGCUGGUCACGUGACUCACCCCGCACAGGGGGAAUCAAGCCAAUGUUCAGACUUGUCCGGCAAUAAACAAGACUGUUGGGGACCUCGGGCGCAAGGCGCUGAAGUCCCGCGGGACCCCGGCCAGUGGAACGUGGACGACGUUUAUGUUUUCAUCUGCUCUUUGCCAGGUUGUCUGGAAAUCGCCGAGGGCUUUCGUUCGCAAGAGAUCGACGGACAGGCACUUCUCCUGCUGAAGGAGGACCAUCUCGUGGGGGCCAUGAACAUCAAACUGGGCCCCGCGCUUAAAAUCGCUGCCCAAAUUGGAAUGCUCAAAGACUUGUAGCUCAUCUGUCACGCACAUUUUAUAUUUUACCCUUUGGUGCAGGCAGUCCGAGUCUGAAAUGUUUCAUGCCACGUGUUGUAAUUCUGUAUGUGGUUCCCUUCAAGAAAUCCUCUUUGUGUCACAGCAGUUCAAAGGUUAGUCUGUCACUUUUAUUUGCUCUCAACAGUUUUGAGCCAAUCAUCAUAAAACAAAAUGUUUGUUAGAGAAGCAAUAGCUUGUGUUGAUCAGUUUCAGAGCGCUGUAGUGUCGUCUUUUACACAACACAGCCGUCAUUAGCGAAGUGAUGUCAUUCCUGUAAAUCCAGUUAUUUGUUGUACGCUUUCAGAAAUAUCUUUUUUAAUGUUUGUUAGGGCUUUGGCUCCAAUUUGACAUGAGCGAAUUAAAUACAUUGUAAAUAUUCA